AUGGUCGGCUUUGUGCUGCUGGAUCUGCGGCGGGCGGCGAUGAAGCGGGCGCUGCCGGCGUACGCCCAGCUGCAAUCGUCGGCGUACGGCCACGACAAGCCGGAGAUUCUCUGUGCCAUCAAUGUCGAGCUCGAGUCAACGCCCGGGAGUGGUGAGGCUGCUGACGAAGCGGGCACUGGCGGAGAUGUUGAUGUCGGCGGCGGCGAGCCAGGCCAGGACAUGGAGGUCGCUGGACUGAGGGUCCGUCUUCGGGAUCAUGACGGGGUGUAUGUCAUCGACAAGGGCGGGGCACCGUAUCUGUUCUCGCUUACGGUCGGUGGCACGCACUCGCUCGACGCGUUUGAGUCGCUCGCUCGCGAGCGGUGCGCCGCGCCGCACGGGCCGUUCUACUUCUACUACUCGUUCCUCGGCAACGACGUCAUGACCGAGGUCUUUGACUCGCUUGUCGCACCGGUCUUUGCUAUCGAGCGGGCGUCGAUCCGGCUUGAGCUCGCGCCGUCGCUCUCAUUGCAGGUCCUCUCUGCGCUCUCGCCGCUCCAGCUGUAUCUCUGCUGCGGCGAGACGGCGCUGGCAGUGGCGCACAUCCCGCUCGAGCGGCUCGGCGGCGUCGCCUCCGAGCUCACCAUUGAGGACGCGUUUCCGCUGGCGGCACUGCCUGGGCAAGGCGAGGCGCCAUCCGCGGUCGGCUCUGUCUAUGUUGUGGCCUCAUUCUCGCCGGGCCUGCGCCCGCCCCCGCCGCCAGCCUCGCUCCUCGAGUGGCAGGCCAUGGCAGCUGUCGCGCAAGCUGAAGCCGCGCUGCGGUGCUGGCGGCUCUCGAUCGACGUGCGUUCGAUCAAGGACCUCGACUAUCCAGCCGCCUCGCUCUUUAUUCGCUACUCAUACCCAGAGCUCGGCUCCGCCGCCCCGUUCGCCACUCACCCUGUCGUCGAGCACGUGGCCGGUACCACCGUCUCGGAGCUGCUCCUGCCCAACUCGUUCUGUGCGUACGAGUUUGUGGCGUCAGAAGCCUUCCUUCGGUCAACCCUCGAGACGGCGCCGCUGCACAUCGAGGUCUGGCACCGGGACAAGUACGUUAAGGAUAUUCUGCUGGGCAUUGCCGCCGUCCACCUCGACUCGGUCCUCGACGCUGACGCCACGGUGGGGCCAGUCUCGCUGGCCGGUACCGGCGGCGAAGCCACCGAGCUCCGGACCUUUGACGCCUACGUCGUAGUCGCCUCGCUGGGAGACGACGACGCGCCGGGCGCCGCGGCGCUGCCCACUCGGGUCGCCGAGCUCCGGGUUGUUCUCUCACUGGAGAACAUGGGCGGCGCGCCGCCGGGCCUGCCGUCGCUUGACGCGCGCGCAGGCGCCCCGGUUCGCGGUCUGGUGCCCGAUGCCGCGGCUGUCGUCACCACCCACGAUCGUCCAGUCGACGGCCCCCAUGCUGCGCCGCCGUCGACUGUCAACCCGCAGGCGCGCCCACAGAAGGACAAGGACGAGGCAGACGAUGAGGCAGGCGACACAGCUGGCAACGAGGGUCUGGGCAAUGAGCCCGCCUCGCCGGCACGCCAUGAUUGGCCGGCACGAGCCGCCGCUACUGGCCCCGCGAAUCCGCGCGACGCGCCCGAGUACCUCGCUGCAUGGGAGCUCGAAGUGUGGAAGCAGGAACAGGAGGCUGCGUUCCAGGCCAAGCUGGAGGCGCGCGAGGCUGCGCACCUCGCGCUGCUCCAGGCCAAGUUCAAGGAGAAGGAGAAGCUGCGGAUCCAGGUCCACGAGCGGAAGCGAGCCGAGUACGCCAGACUCGAGGCCCAAAUGCGCAAGGCGCUCCGCGAGGUGCAGGAGCGCGAGCGGCGGCUGGUGGCUGGCGAGCAGGCGCUCGAGCGCCGGUCAGCAACGCUGCAGGACGAGUAUGAGCGCCGAGUCGACGAGCUCAACGACAAGUCGCGCCGGUUCCGCGACUCGCUCAACGCAAAACACCGCGAGGUGCUAGGCCAGCUCCAGCGGGCUCGCGCCGAAGCCGACGCCGCCAAGGCCGACGCCCGCAAGGCUGCCAAGAAGCUUGACGCUGCCACAGACGCCAUCCGCAAGUUGCAGGCUGACGUUGCCCGCUCGCCGACUCUGCAGAUGGAGGCCCAGCUGGAGGCGUUGGUGACCAAGGUCGAGACGCUGGAGAGCGAGAAGGCACACGUGGCCUCGGCCAAGAAGCACUACCGGACCCAGUGGGUCAAGGCACUUAAGGAGAUCGCCCGCCUCCAGGAUCGCGAGAAGGAGAACGCGCUCGCCGGUGCGUCUGCCGCGGCCUCGGCCUCGUCGUCGCAUGCCCUUGCUGACGCCCGCGAGGACGUAGCACGCAUGCUUGAGGAGCACCAGCGGAAGAUGCAAGACGAGCUGCAGACGAUCAAGCUCGCGUCGGCCGCCCGCGAGCACGCUCUCGCAAUGCAGCUUGAGAAGCAGGAGCUGGUCGCGCUCAAGGCCGAGCUGUCUGCUGCGGCGUCGGCGCAGUCGGCCGGCUCGCGCCCACACGACCACAGCCUCGCUGCCGAAGGCUCCGAGGUCUUUGGCCUGCUCAACAGCCCAUCGCCGGCGCCGUCGUCGCCUGACAGUCCGCCGCCGCCGGCGCCAGCCUCGCGCGACGAGCUCCUUACCAGCCUCGAGCGACUGAUCGACGAGCGCGAGGCGCUGCUCGCGUCGGGUGUGUAUGCCGAGAGCGACGCCGUGGUGGCGCAAGUCGACAAGGCGCUCGACGAGGUUCGCGCCCAGCUCGCGGUCACGCCGCUGUAGGUUAUGUAAAGCGCGCUCACAACUCGGUAUGGCCGCCAGUCGGCGUCAGCUCGGCCGACCCCAGCCGCCGCGACAUCGCGUCGCGCUCGGCCAUCAGC
Thecamonas trahens ATCC 50062 is the source of this 2858-nucleotide messenger RNA. RefSeq names its product coiled-coil domain containing 100. Bases 1 to 2760 code for a protein of 919 amino acids. Gene Ontology annotation, cellular component: centrosome; centriole. NCBI's taxonomy places the organism in Eukaryota, Apusomonadida, Apusomonadidae. Gene Ontology annotation, biological process: positive regulation of centriole elongation; centrosome cycle; interkinetic nuclear migration. The transcript has a single exon. The record is from RefSeq and is a predicted model, not a curated record.